UGUCGGCGCCGCCUCCCUCUGCUUCGUUCCGCCCGCGGGAGGGAGGCGGAAGGAUGGUCCCCGGCGGCGGCGGCGGCGGCGGCGGCGGCUCCCGUUCCGGGGCUCCUGCGGGGCCUUCGGGGGCGGCGCUGGCGGCGCUGGCCCUGGCCUCGCUGUCGGUGCUUGGCCUGCUCUGGGCCUCCGUCCACCAGGUCGGGGAGGGACACCUGGCCCUCUACUACCGCGGAGGAGCGCUGCUUCCCAGCCUCGGGGGCCCCGGCUUCCACGUCAUGCUGCCCUUCGUCACCUCCUUCCGCGCGGUUCAGACGACGCUGCAGACGGACGAGGUGAAGAACGUGCCCUGCGGGACCAGCGGUGGUGUCAUGAUCUACAUCGAUCGGAUCGAGGUGGUGAAUAUGUUAUCGCCACACGCAGUUUAUGACAUUGUGCGGAAUUACACUGCGGACUAUGACAAAGCCCUCAUCUUCAACAAAAUCCACCAUGAGCUCAACCAGUUCUGCAGUGUCCACACCCUCCAGGAGGUCUACAUCGAGCUCUUCGAUCAGAUUGAUGAGAACCUGAAGCAGGCGCUGCAGCAGGACCUGAACACGAUGGCCCCGGGCCUCACUAUCCAGGCCGUUCGUGUAACGAAGCCCAAAAUCCCCGAGGCCAUCCGAAGAAAUUUUGAACUUGUGGAGGCAGAGAAAACAAAGCUCCUGAUAGCAGCUCAGAAGCAGAGAGUGGUGGAGAAGGAGGCCGAAACAGAGUGGCGAAAGGCCAUCAUAGAAGCUGAGAAGGCAGUGCAAGUGGCCAAGAUUCAGUUCCGGCAGAAGGUCAGGAAGUCCUUGACGCAGAAGCACAUCUCUGAGCUGGAAGACGCAGCUUUCUUGGCGAGGGCAAAGGCAAAGGCAGAUGCAGACUUCUACGCAGCAGAGAGGGCUGCCCACUCAAACAAGCUCAAGCUCACGCCGGCCUACCUGGAGCUGAUGAAAUACCGGGCCAUCGCCACCAACAGCAAGCUCUACUUCGGGGGCAACCUCCCUGCCGGCCUCUUCCUGGGCCCCUCUUCCUGUGCCUUUGGGCCCACCGUUGCCAGAGCGGCCAGAGGAGAAGCCCACUGCCUCUCAAAAGCAGCAGCAGGCAGACUGCACCUCCGGGCCCCCGCCAGCACCGCCUGACCGUGCGUGGCCCUCGUCCAUUUUUGGGCUGGCGUGGGAGUAUGGCCAGUCCUCCUCCUCCUCAGAUUGCCUUAUUCAGGGACAAAGAGCAGCCAAACACUUUCAGCAGCAGCAGAGUCCACAGGGGUACGUGGUCCCUGUUUCUCCUCCCUCUCCCUCCUCACUGGGACAGGGAUUGUGAGCCACUCAGAGGGCAGAGCCACCAUUGCCAUCUCUUGCUGCCCCCCCAUGCAGCGAACCCCACCUCACCAGGGGGGCGUGCAGGCCACCCCCUCCCGCCCUACGCUUCUGCUCAAAGUCCCCAGAAGCCAUUUUCACUGCCUGGGAACAAGUGGGUUGCUCAGCUCUGGAUUUUGGCUUGUGGUGGAACAGGGAACCUUCCUCCUCUUCCCUUGGCAGGAGCAAUCCAUGGGGAGCGCAGGGCAGGGACAGCACAGCCUAGCUUCCCCCAAACCUUCCUGCUAGUGAUGUUUUCACAGGGGGGCUUCUGCUGCUGCCCCACUGCUUCCAGGUAGCUGGAGGGCAGUUUGAUGCAGUUAGUGACUAGGACCCUUCUCCUUUGCAGAGGCACCCCCCCCCCCCGAGUGUGCCGCCUUGGUGUCUGUGGGGUCAGGGGUGGUUCCUAGAACCGGACCCAGGGCAGCUACGGUGCCCCAUGUGUCUUCUCUGACCAUGCAGAUGGGGCUGAAUAAGCCCUCAAUUCUUGCUGGGCGCGCACACUCAUUAUGCGUGCUCUGAGCCACUGGUUGCUCAGCUGCCAAAAUGGGAAAUGAUUUUUGUCACACACCCAACUGGAAAGCGGAUGGCACUGCUGCUGCGUAACUGAGCAACGUUGCCGUAAUUGACUGGAAAUUAUUUCUCUGCAAUGGGUUUUAUAAAAGCUUGUAUUUGAAAUUCUAUAUAUGCAAAAUGUCAAUCUUUGGAAUAAGGGAAAAUAAAUCUAUUUUCAUAGCC
This is a messenger RNA of Sceloporus undulatus (fence lizard), 2111 nucleotides long. RefSeq names its product erlin-1-like. NCBI's taxonomy places the organism in Eukaryota, Metazoa, Chordata, Lepidosauria, Squamata, Phrynosomatidae. Gene Ontology annotation, cellular component: endoplasmic reticulum membrane; endoplasmic reticulum. Gene Ontology annotation, molecular function: cholesterol binding; ubiquitin protein ligase binding. The transcript is spliced from 11 exons. The coding region runs from base 54 to 1157 and encodes 367 amino acids. The record is from RefSeq and is a predicted model, not a curated record. Gene Ontology annotation, biological process: SREBP signaling pathway.